Messenger RNA from Cherax quadricarinatus, 3627 nucleotides. Its product is annotated as serine-rich adhesin for platelets. The record is from RefSeq and is a predicted model, not a curated record. NCBI's taxonomy places the organism in Eukaryota, Metazoa, Arthropoda, Malacostraca, Decapoda, Parastacidae. Gene Ontology annotation, biological process: positive regulation of epidermal growth factor receptor signaling pathway; signal transduction; positive regulation of fibroblast growth factor receptor signaling pathway.
CCCACCUCACCCACGCCAGUCAGUCUUCAACACCCAGACAGAGAAGUUUAGUUGAGAUCACUCCUCUCGCGCGAACGCUCAGAUAUAUACGUAGCUGCUCGCUCGCCUCCCUCAAACUUUGGUUAUUAUAGUGAAGUGGCGGGUCUUGGGAGUGAAGGUGAUUACUACUCAUCUAAACUUCGUAUAUUGCAACCGUUGGUUCUGUUGUGAUAUGAACAACGCUGUUACGGAUCCCAGGACGCAAUGCUUGGACAAGCUCCACAGUGAGGGGAAAGUGUGACGAGGCGUAGGGGAACUUGUAUCUGGUGUAGAGAUUUUUGAAGUAUUAGUGUAUUUGCAAGUGUUUAUGUGUAUACCAGGCUGGGAGCAUAAGAACCAUACACCACUCUAACAUGACCACAACUCUCACUUCCUAUGGAAUACUGAGUUCGCCAUGUUGAAGCACGCCAGCCCCCAGAGGUGUUCCUCUAGCCUCGCACAUCACAUACCAAGAUCACCUACUGCAGUGCGCCCUGAGACCCGAGCUGGUACCCAUGUGGAGGUCCUAUUGCCCUCUGAUACCGGGCUUACUCUCAGGGACUCCUAUAGCGAGCGUAGUGUAGAUUGUGAUAGCCUCAUAGUACCUGCCUCUUAUGCCCAGGCGGAAAAAGAGGCCGGCUACCAGGUGGGAACUUGGUCAUGCGUGUCGCAAGCCAGCGUCCGACGAGGUUUGUCUUUUAGUUCUCGUCGCGCCCCCGACGCCCUCUCCUUCAGGUCAGUACGUAGUGAAGGUCCCCCUACCUCAAUAGUCGCCACAAUACCCACGAAGCUAUCUACGUCCAGCACGAGCAUGACAAAUGUCUCCACUCUAGGAAACGAUGAGUCGAGCCCUAAGAACGACAAGACACGUAAGGAAUGCGGCUUACAGUAUCUGAAGGGUGACUUGUCGAGCCUCAAGAACUUACUGAGGUUGCCCGGGGUUCGAGGACACGCGAAAAUAAUCGAGAUCUCUAAAGAUGGAGCUGUUCUGAGCCCUGACAGCCUGAGUCUCAAUUCGUCUGAUAGCUUCUUCACAGCUAACAGCGGUCGAACCUCCUCCAGAAGUUGGUCUUCCAACGCCUCCUCCAACUCCAACACUACUAAUACGUCAACAGACUCAAGUUCGUCUACGUCUGAACCUGCUUCUACGACCAUCAGAGUGUUUGCCAAGUGUCUUCGCUCCGACAUCGAAUACAAGACAAUCUCUGUAAGUGCGCGAGCGACGUGCCGCGAGGUGGUUGCGCUGCUCCUCUCCAAGUACCGCAUGCGUCACCGCGACCCCAACCUCUUCUACCUCACUAUGGAAGUCACCGUCCGCAGGUGGUCGGGCGCCCCGGUGCGGUCACUGCUGGUGCUGGAGGAUGGUGCUCGCCCCGCCCAGCUGGCUCUAUGCAGACCACUGGGUGACUCCAGGUUCGCACUCCAGAUGCGUCGAGGAGGAGUCAUCAAGGUCCACGACACUGUCCUCAUGCCUGGGUCUCAGUACAAGUCACUGCUGGUAUCGGAGAGAACCACAGCCGAGGAUGUGGUACAGCUGCUGCUCAACUGCUACAACAGGCGAGACAACAAGUACUACUACGCCAUUCACGAGGUUCGUCGUAGCCCCAAUUAUAGUGACCGGAUGAUCCUGCCAGAGGAGCUGCCACUGGAGGUGAAAAAUAAGUGGCCACGGGACCGCCAGGCUGAGUUUGUCUUCGUCCUGAGGAGGAACAUGUCUCAAGCUCUCUCACUUCGCAGGCUCUCCUUGAGAACCAGUGAUGUGAAGAGGCCGUCGACUGAUGUGAACAUAAAGGAGAACAAUGUAAACAAGACUGAAUUGGUGCCAGCACUGAGGGGCAAGCCAGACAACCAAGUACAAAUCCUUAUUUUGGAGGAUGCAGUCAUUGACUGCACAGACGUAACCCCUAAGAUGACCACCAUCAACAGGACAGCAACUGCCUCCUGCACAAGCACUUUAGAAGUCUUCAAUGCUAAGACAUCUGUAAGCGCCACUCGCUCUCGACCACUUCUCACAAAACCAAUAAACGAACUUAUGAUGACUGCUUCUGGUGUAUCAACUACAAGAGAGUCUUCGACGAACACAGAGGCUAAGACAUGGUCCAACACUAGCACCCAGACGGUCGUGUCGAGGCAGGUACCCAGGUCAUCUUCCCUCACUCGGGUCCAGCAACUUUCACGCGAGAUCGAUGCACAGAAUCAUGUGUCACAAAGUCUCACAACUAAUGUCCCGAGACCAUCUUCUGUUGAACCCAAAAUUACAGUAACGACACCUGCUUUUAAUGAGUUACACAGCGAACCAAACAAGACAACCACCAAAGAUAUUCAAAAUGAAAAAAAUUGUGUUUCACAAGACAUUCUCAAAGACGAGCACAAACUUACGUCACAAAGUUCUAAAUGUGAGACAGUUUGUGACACGUCCCUCUCUUCUAAGAUUCAGGGAACGUCACCUGGACCUAGCUGCUCCAAUGGAUCAGCACCAGACAGACUUGAAGUCCAACAUAUAUGUAAGCACAACUGUCAGCAUUGCUUUUACAUUUGAGAAAGGUAAUCCUUGUGUACAUACUGUAUAGUUGUGCUAUGUGCAUUUCUCUGAAGUUGUAAAUAUGUUACCUUUGUAUGUAUUAAGCAUUGCCAUGACUGGCCCACAGCAUUCAUACUACAUUUUGUCAACCAUUGUUAAAUUUGAGUUACAAUGUUAAUUUGAAGACAGUUGCUCUUUUUUUUAUUUCACAUAAUGAAAAAAUUAUAGUUUUCUAAUAGUUACCUGAAUUUGAUGCCUGUAUGGAUGAUUGCUUUAUGUAUUAUAGUACUGUCUGCAUAUAUAGGCUAAUGUAAAAAGAUGUUUUAUUUUUUUCAAUAGUGAGAAGAUAUUGUAUGUAUAUUGAGUAUCAAUUAUUGUGUUAAGUUUUGAAUAUGUGCAGCAACACAUAUUCAAAACAAGUCUGUUCUGCCACAUGUCUAUGUCCACUGCAUCAUGUGUAUGUGCCCACUGUCAUGUAUAUGUGUGUGCUGCAAUGUAUGCGUGCCUACUGUCAUGCGUACGUGUUUUCUCUCAUGUAUACGUGCUCACUGAGCCAUGUGUAUGUACACUGUCGUGUAUAUUUAUUCACUGUCUUACUGGCUUGUAUAUAUAUAUAUAUAUAUAUAUCCACUGUGUCAUGUAUGUUUCCUCUAUAUCACUGUAUAGUGUCAUGUGCAUUAUUCUACGCUCGCCUAAGCUUUAAAUAUAAUGAACAGUUGGUACAGUUAUUUAUAGUAACUUCUACCAGAAAGGUUAUAGUCUCUGUAAGCUGUCACAAUAUAUUAUAAAGUUGCAAUAAAAUAAAGGUGGUUUCAAGUGGUUUGCUGAAAUUUAUGUCGACGAUGCGGCCUGUGUAUAUACGAUAUAGAAUUUUCUCUGUAGCAUUAUGUAUAUCAAUGCUAGAAUAUAAUGACAGGUAUGUUAAUAAGACAAUAUGCGAUUUUUUUUAACACGUCGGCCGUCUCCCACCUUUUGCCCCAUCUACCUCUUACUCUUUAGCUAUAACUAAAUAAUUAUCAAAUACAUCUUGCCCCUCUAUGAACAUGCACAUCCUGAAGUCUACCCAUCAACGUUUUAUCCACCAAUAC